This is a messenger RNA of Cicer arietinum (chickpea), 2323 nucleotides long. The record is from RefSeq and is a predicted model, not a curated record. NCBI's taxonomy places the organism in Eukaryota, Viridiplantae, Streptophyta, Magnoliopsida, Fabales, Fabaceae.
UGUUAUUUACUUACAUGUCUUGUAUUUUUCUCAUAAACUGUUUUUUUGUCAGUUAUUAACGGUUUUUCUCUCUUGAGUUACAAGUUUCAUGGUUUUUUACGAUGAUGUCAAUGACAUUUUUACUUCUCCUUGCAUUAUUACCAUUGAUUCAUGCAUUGUCUUCUUCUUCUGUUUCUACACAUCAUUUGCUUUCUAAGCCACUUAUUGGAGAAGAUGAUGGAAGAAUCUAUGUUUGUUCUGAUCAAACCUUUUUGGCAUUUCAAAACAAUGGUACCAUUGAAUGCUCCAUUCAUCUUGAUUACAAAUGUAAUCUUGCUAUGGCUCCGCUUCAUGGUGGUAAUGGAAAGAUAUACUUGGUAGCUGAAAAUAGAAUAUUGAUGAUUAAGUAUGGAAAAAUUGCAAGUUCUGAAGCUGUAGUAGAAAUUUUCUAUGGUCCAGAAGCAGGUCAACAUGCAGAAACUGAAAUUAUUGGGCUCUCAGUAAGCACAUUAAGCUCAGAUGUAUUCAUCAAUAUCAAGAAUCAAGGACUCUUUGCUUAUUCGUCACGCGGACGUUUUCUUUGGAGUGUAGGACCUGUGCUUUACCAGUUUGGUUACCGUCAAGGAUGCAGAAAAAAUCUUACAGAUUGUUCAUUUGCAUCAGUUCCUGUGCUUGAUCAAUGUGAGGCUAGUAUUUAUAUUGCAAACACAGAAGGAGAACUGUAUUGUUUGUCAGUUCGUGGCCGUGACUUUAGAUGGAUACAUGAUUUUAGUUCAUUAGACAAAAGUUUCACAAUAACUCCUGGAAACAAUGGUCAUCUUUAUGUAACAUUUCCAACAAAAUCUCUUGUACUAGCUUUGGAUGUCUUUUCUGGUAAUAUCUUGUGGCAGAACACUAUUGGACCAUUAAGCAAAAUUGACUGUGCUCCUGUUGUGGACUCUAAUGGAUGGAUAUCUAUUGGUUCAUUGGAUGGAUUCCUUUACUCAUUUUCGCCAACCGGGAUACUCAAGAAAUUCUCAAGAAGAAAUGCAGAGAACUCUAUUGUUCAAGUUGGUCCUUUUCUUGAUUGUUCAGGAUUUGCUGUCUAUAGUUCACAGAUAGAGAUGGAAGGAAAAGUUAGCCACAGUAUUGGCGAAUACACCGUUGUUUCGGCAAUUCAACCGAAAGCUGCAAUAUUCACUAUGUUGGUUCCUGCUACUGGAUCAAUCUAUUGGUCUCAAGUCUAUCCUGGUACAUGUUUUCUUUGCCAAUUCCUCGUGAGUAAAGGGGACAUGGACUGUCAGCUUUCAACUUUAUUAUCCAAGAGUGAUCUAAGUCAAUUUGUUGUGAAUGAGGAGAUUCUUCUUACAUUCCUUGCUGCCUCAAAGGUUGACACCCCACUGCAAUGCCGUACAACAGGUCAGAAGCUUGCAUCUAGCUGCUCUCAAGCAAGGAAUAAGCUUGUCAACAUCUAUUCAGGCAAUGAAAGGGCAAUAGAAUUGUUUCUGCUGUUUGAGUCAUUUCUGUUGGUGCUAAUAAUUGGACUUGUAAGAUUUUGCUGUACAUUUUGGGCAAAAAAGAAACUUCAAGAUCAAGGCCUUGGAAGUUUCCUUGACAAGAGAUGUUCUCUUCAGCUCCAAAAGAAAGCUUUGGUUAAGACAAUUACUGAGCUUGAGAGAAAAGCUGCAAAGGAAUCAUUGGACAAUGAAGUUUUCCAAAAGUUAGGUGAUAUAGUAAGAAAAAAGGAAUGCAUUGAAAGGAAGUUAUCAACCACCUACAGUUUAGGCAGGGACCGAACUAACUCACAAACAAAAUCUAUGCUUCCUUUACAAAUUGGAAAAACACAAAGCUACUCGUUUCAAGGUACAAAGAAGCAGAAGCUGAUGAUGUUUCACACAUUGAGUGAUACAUCUAGCGAAAGCAGCAAUGAAGAUGAGACAAGAAUGCUCGAGGUAAUAGAUUCAUCUGUUAAGGACAAAGGAAAAAGACCUAUGGUAGAGGUUGCUUCAACUUCAAGUAAUGAUUAGAAUGUUACAAAUCAUUUAGAUGUAACUUGACUCGAGAAGGGAAAUGAGAGAUCCAAAAAAGAGUGUUGGCAUUUGUUUAAAGAGAAAAGAAAACUUUAAUUUUGAUUGUUAUAGUAAUGGAUCAUGCUAACAAGUGUCUUAAUUUUCAAAUGUUCUAUAGAAAUUGUUCUGACAGUGGUUGGAGUUAAUGUUAGUAUUUCAUGUUGUAGUAAAUAUAUUUAUGUACAUAGUUAGUCAUGUAUCUAAGUAAUAUCAUAUAUGCCCUUAGGAAGUAACAAUAUUGUUAAUUUACUUGUAAAUGUAAAUAUAUUUACUACUAACAGUAUAUAAAUAGAAGA